Messenger RNA from Ylistrum balloti, 1158 nucleotides. RefSeq lists its product as uncharacterized. The record is from RefSeq and is a predicted model, not a curated record. The coding region runs from base 1 to 1158 and encodes 385 amino acids. The transcript is spliced from 2 exons. Lineage: Eukaryota; Metazoa; Mollusca; Bivalvia; Pectinida; Pectinidae.
AUGGCUACUGACUUAGCCUGGGAGUUUGAACUUGAGGCUGUCACGGCUUCAGAGCUAUUCAUAAGUACACCUAUUAAUUAUGUGUGUGGGGUAGAUCCCGUGGAGGUUUCAGAACUAGUGGCAGAAAAUCGCCAGCAUAGACAGGAUCUUGCUUCAUCAGCCAUAACAGCAGAAAAUCAGCAAAGAAAUUUUUCUAGCAGUGGAGUACAGACAGACAAACAAAGAAAUCAAUUUGAUUUUGAGGAACUCCGGAAGAGUGAAAAACAAUUAAGAUAUUAUACUGGAUUCUCAACAAAACAAUUUGAUGCAGUAUACAAGUUUUUAGUACCAGAUGGAGACUAUCCAAUAAACUUGCCUUCUAACAGACAGAAAGAAAUAAUGUGCAUAACAUUGGAAAAUCAGCUACUGUUAGUGAUCAUGAAACUGAGACAUGACUUUGACUAUGUAGACCUUGGCUACAGAUUUGGUGCUAGCAAGCAAACUGUGAGCAUUCUAUUGACACACUGGAUCAACUACAUGUUUUUAAGGUGUGGUGAAGUUUCCAUUUGGCCACCAAGAGACACGAUUUUUCAACACAUGCCACAAAACUACCAACAGGACUUCCCAACUACUUUUGCCAUUUUCGAUUGUACAGAAAUGAAAAUUUGCAAACCCUCAUCUUUGUCUGCACAAUCACAAACAUUUUCAGACUAUAAAUCAACAAAUACAUUAAAGAGUCUUGUAGCAUGUGACCCAAGGGGAUCUAUCAUAUAUGCAUCAAUGUUGUUUGCUGGAUCCAUGUCAGACAAGGAGAUAUUUAAACAAUCUGGGUGCCAGGAUAUGUUGAAAGAACUUGUAAAGGAGGGAUAUUUGAAGGAGGGAGAUGGUGUAAUGGCCGACAAAGGAUUCAACAUCCAUUCUGAAGUGGAAGAGUGUGGCUUGAAACUAAACAUUCCGCCUUUUGCACGAAGUGGAGUGCAAAUGACAAAGCAUGAUGCUUUACAUACGAAGAAAAUAGCAGCACAUCGUGUACAUGUUGAAAGAGCAAUUGCUCGCAUCAAACGUUUCCAAAUUGUGGCCAGGCGUUUGCCACUUAGUUUAUACACCAGCAUCAAUCAAAUCUGGUAUGUCUGUGCAUUCCUGUCAAAUUUCUUUAAUCCCUGUAUUCAGGACAAAUAA